Messenger RNA from Fulmarus glacialis (Northern fulmar), 1434 nucleotides. It is a transcript of the gene SNAP47, whose product is annotated as synaptosomal-associated protein, 47kDa. Gene Ontology annotation, biological process: exocytosis; synaptic vesicle priming; synaptic vesicle fusion to presynaptic active zone membrane. Gene Ontology annotation, molecular function: SNAP receptor activity; syntaxin binding. Gene Ontology annotation, cellular component: plasma membrane; SNARE complex. The record is from RefSeq and is a predicted model, not a curated record. The coding region runs from base 56 to 1183 and encodes 375 amino acids. The transcript has 4 exons. NCBI's taxonomy places the organism in Eukaryota, Metazoa, Chordata, Aves, Procellariiformes, Procellariidae.
UCCUUCUGGCUUUGAGAGCGUUGCUCUUGUAGAAGAGGAUCUGAACGGCGAGCUGAUGAACGAAGACAUACGUAUCCAUAGCUGGCCUUGUUCUUACUACUUGGACACCAGCAAACAAUGGGUCUCCGGCAGACUCUUGCUGACUCCUGUUGCGAUCAAAUUUACAGCUGACAAGACUGGGGAGCUUUUGGUCAACUUCCAUCUUUCUAGUAUCAGUGAGAUCAAGAAGGAAUCUUCAAAUUUAAUCUUCAGCUCCCUUACCAUCUUAGAGAAGAGCACCAAGCACUGGUUCAGUUCUCUGCAACCCAACAGAAAUGUGGUGUUCAACAUCCUUGAACACUUCUGGAGGGAGCAGUUGCUGUCAAGCCAAGGUGCAGGAGCAGAAGCAGCAGCUUUGCAGUCAACAAAGGGAAAAGAACUGACCGGGUUAUUGACUGGAUCGCAGAAACGACUGGAAGACACAGCAAAAGUGCUGCAUUACCAGGGCGAGCAGUUUGAUAACAUCAUGAGAGGACUCAACAAGAUCGAAGGGGAUAUGGAUGUAGCAGACAGGUUGUUGACUGAGCUCGAAUCUCCUUCUUGGUGGCCGUUUAGCAGCAAGCUCUGGAAAGCGCCAUUGGAAACCAAGCCAAAGGAAACUGCCACAGUUUCCGAUUCGAAGAACCAGGAAGGAAUCAUAAUUAGAAUUCCAGUUAUUAUCACCCACAGAACAGACUCAAAUGUCAAGCCAGGAAAACUCACGCUCUUCGCUUCUGGCCUGGAAAUCAGUGACUGCAAUUCUCAGGUCAUUCACCGGUUUGAAUCAAAGGAUGUAGAUGAUAUCAGAGUUCAUACGCCAUAUGAAAUCAGUGUCCGUCAGAGAUUUAUUGGGAAGCCCGACACCUCUUACCGGCUCUUGUCAGCAAAGAUGCCAGAGGCAAUCCCCAUCUUGGAGAUGCAGUUUAGCAAGAAGAUACAGUUUUUAGAAGAUGCCCUAGGAUUUGUUGGUGCCAGGAAGUCUCCUCAGGUAGACUUGGGGACCUCCAUUUGGCAAGCAGCCACAGGACUCCUGGGAGGAGUGGUGCAGCCCAGCUCUCCGGUGGGGGGCAGAGAAGGGACGGACAAUGACCAAGUUCAGCUGCAGAAGGAAGAGAAGAUCUCCCAGGAAGAAGCGAAAGAGCUUAAACAGAGCUGGAAACCCUGAGCAUCUGCAGUUGCGAUUGGGUGCCUGAGUAAAGGACUUCACCAGGACUUCAUGAAGAGACAUUUAUGUUAAAAAACCCACAGUUUGUGGCAGUCUGAGCUGUGUUCCUUAGCCCUAUAGCUGUGCUAUAGAGAUGGAGAAAGAAGCCUACAAAGUUCCUGUGGUCUCUGGCUGAGCCUCUGCCUACCGCCUUGCUGUGGCUGACAUAAUGGCACUGAGUGUGGGAGGGGAUAUGAUAAUAUUAGCUUAAG